Messenger RNA from Aspergillus alliaceus, 1841 nucleotides. RefSeq names its product mitochondrial 37S ribosomal protein mS29. The coding region runs from base 99 to 1604 and encodes 501 amino acids. The record is from RefSeq and is a predicted model, not a curated record. Gene Ontology annotation, molecular function: structural constituent of ribosome. Gene Ontology annotation, cellular component: mitochondrial small ribosomal subunit. Lineage: Eukaryota; Fungi; Ascomycota; Eurotiomycetes; Eurotiales; Aspergillaceae. The transcript is spliced from 2 exons.
CUUGGGCAACACUCCGCGCAGCCUCCCCUUCCUUAACCCCACAGCAGUUCCCAUUGACCGACAUACCACUGGCCGCUGUGCCAGUGUGUUUCAGCACAAUGGUUUCUUCCUUCUGUUGGAGCUGUCUGACACGGCUUCGUUCGACACCUCGAGCCGUUUUACCUCCGUCGGUAGCAGCACCUAGAGCAGCAUCAUUUCACACAUCAACGGUGCGCUAUGCAUUGCCAACGAAAAAGAAAAACAGCUUGGAUGGUCCUCCCAAGUACCGUCAGGCCAAAUCCGCUAGAAUGAAGAAGAAGAAGCCAGUUGAAAAGGCGCGUCCGCCUCCUGUCGGAGAACGGAAAGCAUUGCGGAAGCGUAUCGUUCUCAGCAACCCCAAUGCCCUUGAGGUCGAGGGUAUGCAGGACCUGUCAUCGGAGAAUAUGAUAGACGCACGCCUUCGGGGAUCUGUUCUCGGUCUCCCUGUGCCGAUGCUCACUCAGCUGAGGGCUGUUGAGGCCUUCAAGCCGAAACAGGGCUGGUCGAUAUUCCGCCGGCCGGGCACAGUGGUGAGACGGGAGUCAUUAGAAUUGGGCAGACUGAUUGACUCUAUCUCUAACGAGGGACAAGACAAGGGAAAGUCUGUUAAGAAGAUUGUCACCGGUGUCAGAGGGUCAGGGAAAACCGUUCACUUGCUGCAGGCCAUGGCUAUGGCUUUUACCAAGCAAUGGGUCGUGUUCACUGUUCCAGAGCCCCAGGAUUUGGUCAUUGCGCACUCUAGCUACGCACCACUUUCUGAUGAAACGCCACACUUGUAUGUUCAGAACGACAUGACUGCUGCGUUGCUGUCUCGCACAGUGGCCGCCAAUGAGCAGGUUCUGAAAACACUCCAUAUCUCCCAGGAGCAUUCGGCUCUCAAGUCCGUCGUUAAGGCUGGUAUGACUCUUGAGGAGCUUGCCAAACUUGGUAUCCAGGACCACGCCAUUGCCUGGGCCGUCUUCCAAGCAUUGUGGACUGAGCUUACCGCAACUUCCCCUGCCCCUGGCUUUGAUAAGAAUUACAAGCCUCGGCCCCCUAUGCUUGUUACCGUGGAUGGCCUGUCUCACUGGAUGAAAAACAGCGAAUAUCGUUCCGCGGAUUUUGAGCCUAUCCACGCUCACGACCUGGUGUUUGUGCGACACUUUCUCUCGCUGUUGAAGCCUGGUACCGGAAAGCCCGCCCUUCCAAACGGUGGUCUCUUACUUUACGCCACUUCUGCUUCCAAUAAUCCGACGAUCUACGGUUUUGAAGUCGCGCUCAAGCAAAUCGCUGCUCGCCAGGCUGGCCUGAAUUCUUCGGCUCCCGAAUUCCCUCAAGCUGAUCCAUACAGCGGAGCUGACAAGCGUGUGAUUGAUGCCUUUGACUCUUCGAAGCCCACUAUCACAAAGGAAGGCAUGCUGCAGCUUCAGACGCUUGGUGGACUCACCCGCGAAGAAUCCAGGGGCUUCAUGGAAUACUUUGCCCGCAGUGGUCUUCUGCGAGAGAAGAUUAAUGACGAGUGGGUUGGUGAAAAGUGGAGCUUGGCUGGCGGUGGUAUAAUUGGCGAAUUGGAGAAAUUGGGGAGACGACUGAGAGUGACCGACUAGAUAUGUCAUUGCAUUUAUCAUCCCUAGUAUAUUCUAGAUUCCCGCUAUUCUGUCCCAUGUGUACCCUUUCUGUCACCGCAUCCCGUUCACAUGCAGCGCUAUUGGAUGGACUCGGCUUUUGUCAAAAUAAAUGUAUUUUACUAGUUGUAUUAGGGUUUCUGCAUUUCUGUAUGCAUAUAAUGGAAUUUGAAAAUAUAUAUUGUCACUUCUCUCAUAGUUGGACUACAUACAGUCCAG